AUAUAUAUCUGCUCCAGUUUUUCAACAUAUUCUCGAUAGUGGGUUGGCAAGUACACAGCCAAUAAACUCGUCUAAUUGCUUGCAUAUAAAGAUGCACAAUUCACUUUACAAAUACUGACAAUUCGUAGCCAUUACUCAGUACAUACCUACAUAGAGAGCUUCUGCUUCCCAAUGGCUAGCACUGUUCUUCCCAUCUUGGCUUCCCCUUUCAUCAUUUUAUACCUCCUCUCUUCCUUUUCCACCAUCUUGGUCACUGCAGAAGAUCAGGGCUAUGUAAGAAGCCUAGACCCGAAAGUACUUAAGCUCGAGAAACAACAGCUUACCCAGUUUCAUUUCUACUGGCAUGAUAUCGUCAGUGGCAGCAAUCCCACAGCUGUUCUAGUUGUUCCUGCACCCUCCAACUCUUCAACAGCCUUUGGUUUAGUGAGGAUGUUUGAUGAUCCAUUAACCGUGGGGACAAACAUGAGCUCAGGAUUGAUUGGAAGGGCACAAGGGUUUUAUGCCUCCGCUUCACAAAAAGACCUUGAACUAUUAAUGGUUAUGAACCUUGCGUUCACUGAUGGAAAGUACAAUGGUAGCAGUAUCACCAUCCAAGGGAGGAACCCGGUGUUCAACAAGGUGAGGGAGUUGCCGGUCGUUGGAGGCAGCGGACUUUUUCGGUUUGCUAGUGGUUAUGCUGAGAUCAGGACUUAUACAUUUGAUCUCGACUCAAGAGAUGCAGUAGUCGAGUACAAUCUAUCUGUGUUGCAUUAUUGAUGUUCUAAGACCUUGUGCGGUGGGCUAUGUUAUUGGGGUGAUAUCUUUCUUGUGUGUCGGUUACUUUUGACUGGGCUGGUUUGCCUUGUAUCUAAAUAAAACAAUAAAACAAAUAAAAUAAACUAAAGUUUACUUUCGACUAUUUUAA
Messenger RNA from Carya illinoinensis, 904 nucleotides. RefSeq names its product dirigent protein 22-like. The coding region runs from base 172 to 756 and encodes 194 amino acids. The record is from RefSeq and is a predicted model, not a curated record. NCBI's taxonomy places the organism in Eukaryota, Viridiplantae, Streptophyta, Magnoliopsida, Fagales, Juglandaceae. The transcript has a single exon.